Molecule: messenger RNA, 11422 nt
Organism: Electrophorus electricus (electric eel)
Lineage: Eukaryota; Metazoa; Chordata; Actinopteri; Gymnotiformes; Gymnotidae
Source: RefSeq, a predicted model, not a curated record
ACUGUCUGUAAAGAGUAUCUAGUUCACGCUGUUACAUCGUAAACAGCAGGACGGUUCAACGUUGAAGGGGAAAAAAAACAUGCGCACAUGUGCGUGACGCUCUUGAGGUCCGCAAAUCUCUGCGUCUCCCUACUCGCUACUACUUCAUAUUUCGAUAUUGGACCUCACGGCGAUUUCGGACUGUCACAAGAGGGGACUGACCGACGGAGAAGCUGACGUGCGACCCAUUUAAAUAAAUAAAUGAUUGUCUUCAUCCUGUCUGGCGUUUCGGAUGCUGAUGCACUGAAAAGAGAAGUGAAGAGAGAUUGUCUCAUGAUAGCGGGGACAAGAUUCAGUACACUAUGGUUGAGUGUUGUCAUUCAAAGAACGAAGUAUGAUUACCAAAACCCUUAGAAAUAGAUGUUUCGAUAUAAACCUGCGCUGUAGUUUUAACGUUUGGGUCUGCUGUAGCCUAUUUUCAUGAAUAACUGUACAUGAAAACAUUUGAAUCAUACUUGAUAUCUUGGGAGUUUAACUGGGAUCAUGUGGACACCGACGGAGGACGAAAAGCUCGGAGUAGUGAUCUCCGGCUUCCGCGGCUGUAUGCCUCACGGCCUGACUCUGGAGAUCGGCGAAAGCAUCCAGAUCCUGGAAAAGUGUGAAGGGUGGUUCCGGGGGUUCUCCACCAAGAAACCAACAGUCAAGGGGAUCUUCCCGGCCAGCUAUGUCUACCUGAGGAAGGCCAUCAUCACAAAUAGAGGGCAGUAUGAAACAGUGAUGCCCCUUGAAGACCCCAUUGUAACUGAGGUCACCUCCACUCUGCAGGAAUGGGCUGUGCUCUGGAAGCAGCUCUAUGUGCAGAAGCAUAAAGUAGACCUUUUCUAUAAGCUGCGCCACGUGAUGAAUGAGCUCAUCGACCUGAGACGGCAGAUGCUCUCCGGUCACCUGACCCAGGAUCAAGUGCGCGAGGUCAAGCGACACAUCACCGUGCGCCUCGACUGGGGAAAUGAACACUUAGGCCUGGAUCUUGUACCGAGGAAAGACUUUGAAAUGGUGGAUGCAGACCAGAUAAGCGUUUCAGACCUCUACAAAAUGCAUCUGUCCAGCAGGCACAGUGUCCAGCAGAGCACUUCCCAGGGGGACGGUGUGCGACAGCGUCAUGGCGACAUCUGUAGAGUACCUGUGCCACACCACCUUUUUGUCAAUCUCAAGAGCUUCACUUACAACACCAUUGGUGAAGACAGCGAUAUCUUUUUUUCUCUCUAUGACCUCAGGGAGGGCAAGCAUAUAAGUGAGAAGUUCAUGGUGAGACUCAACAAAAAUGGUGGCCCAAAGAACCCAGAGAAAGUGGACCGGCUCUGCGCCCUGUUUACGGACCUAAGCAAUAAGGAUAUGAAGAGAGACCUGUACAUUGUUGCUCAGGUCAUCAGGAUGGGGAGGAUGCUGUUGAAUGACUCGAAGAAGGGGCCUCCCCAGGUGCACUACCGACGGCCCUACGGCUGUGCUGCGCUGGCCAUGAGCGAUGUGCUGCAGACCAUCGCCGAGCUCAAGGAAGAGAAGGACUUCGUGCUCAAGGUUUACACAUGCAACAAUGAGAACGAGUGGCACCAGAUUCACGAGAAUAUCAUCCGCAAGCCCAGCACCAAGUACACGGCUCCCAGCACCAACUAUGGCCUGAUCAUUUCGCUGCAGCUGCUCAGAGGAGAGAUGGAGCAGAUCCGCCGGGAGAAUCCCAUGGUCUUCAAUCGUACUGUCGCCAUUACCCGCAAGCUGGGCUUCCCUGAUGUCAUCAUGCCAGGUGACAUCCGUAAUGAUUUGUACCUCACACUGGAGCGAGGGGACUUUGAAAGAGGUGGGAAGAGUGUCCAGAAGAACAUCGAGGUCACCGUAUAUGUGCUGUACGCUGACGGAGAGAUUCUCAAGGACUGCAUUAGUCUGGGAUCAGGGGAGCCAAAUAUCAGCGAGUACCACUCUUUCGUCCUCUACCAUAACAACAGUCCUCGAUGGAACGAAGUGAUCAAGGUCCCCAUCCCCAUCGACCGCUUCCGCGGAUCCCACCUGCGCUUCGAGUUUCGGCACUGCUCGACAAAAGAUAAAGGGGAGAAGAAGCUCUUUGGUUUUGCCUUCACACCAUUAAUGCGGGAAGAUGGCACUACGCUAUCAGAUGAGAGUCACGAACUCUAUGUGUACAAGUGUGACGAGAACACCACCUUCAGUAACCACGCGCUCUACCUGGGCCUUCCCUGCUGCAAGGAUGACUUCAACAGCUGUCCCAACGUCCCAUCCAGCCUCGUCUUCCAGCGCAGCGCCAAGGAAACCCUGUGGAUCUCCACUCAGCUCUCUUCCACGAAACUCACACAGAAUGUGGACUUGCUUGCUCUGCUGAAGUGGAAGGCUCAUCCCGAUCGUGUUUUGGACAUCCUCGGUCGCUUACGCCAUGUUAGUGGAGAGGAGAUAGUUAAAUUUCUCCAGGACAUCCUGGAUACAUUAUUCUCCAUUCUAGAUGACAAUACCGACAAAUAUGGGCCACUGGUGUUUCAGUCAUUGGUAUUCAUCAUUAACCUCCUCCGAGACAGCAAGUACUAUCACUUUCGUCCAGUGAUGGACACUUACAUCCAGAGGCACUUCGCUGGAGCGCUGGCCUAUAAGGAGCUGAUCCGAUGCUUGAAGUGGUAUAUGGACCGCUCAGCGGAGGUCGUGCGCCAAGACCACAUUCAGGAAGCAAUGAGGGCACUGGAGUACCUGUUCAAGUUUAUCAUGCAGUCACGUAUCCUGUACUCUCGGGCCACAUGUGGCAUGGAGGAGGACCAGUUUCGGGGCAGCAUCCAGGAGCUCUUCCAGUCUAUCCGCUUUGUUCUGAGCCUGGACAGCCGCAACUCUGAGACCCUCAUCUUUACCCAGCCUACUCUUGGACAAGUCACCAUCAACCAGGCCAGCUGUACACAGCCGUUGAGCAGUAACACUGCACGGUUGUCCCCUCUGUCAGCAGCCUUGCUUAAUUCCUUCCCAGCCAUCUUUGAUGAACUGCUGCAGAUGUUCACGGUGCAGGAGGUGGCUGAGUUUGUGAGGGGCACCUUGGGGAGCAUGCCCAGUACAGUCCACAUAGGCCAGUCAAUGGAUGUGGUGAAGCUACAGUCUAUUGCUCGAACAGUAGACAGCAGACUGUUCUCUUUUCCAGAGUCGAGGAGGAUUCUUCUGCCUGUGGUCUUGCACCACAUACAUCUUCACCUGCGGCAGCAGAAGGAGCUGCUCAUCUGCUCCGGCAUCCUGAGCAGCAUCUUCUCCAUCAUCAAGACCAGCUCACUGGAGAGCUCAGUGCAGGAGGAGGUGGAGAUGAUGGUGGAGAGCCUCCUAGACGUGCUGCUUCAGACUCUGUUGACCAUCAUGAGCAAGUCCCAGUCGCAGGAGGUGGUAAGAGGCCAGCGCUGCCCGCAGUGCACGGCCGAGAUCACUGGGGAGUACGUGUCCUGCCUCCUGUCUCUCCUGCGGCAAAUGUCCGACAUCCACUUCCAGCGUCUGCUGGACAACUUCCAGAGCAAAGAGGAGCUAAAGGAGUUCCUGCUGAAGAUCUUCUGUGUCUUUCGCAAUCUGAUGAAGCUCAGCAUAUUUCCCAGAGACUGGAACGUGAUGCGGCUGCUGACCAGCAAUAUCAUAGUGACCACGGUGCAGUACCUGUCUCCUGCUCUGCACAAGAACUUCACUGACACUGACUUUGACUUUAAGGUAUGGAACUCUUACUUCAGUCUAGCAGUACUAUACAUCAACCAACCCAGUCUGCAGCUGGAGACCUUAACCCCAGCUAAGAGGAAGAAGGUUCUCGACAAGUAUGGCGAUAUGAGAGUCAUGAUGGCCUACGAGCUGUUUAGCAUGUGGCAAAACCUGGGUGAAAAUAAGAUCCAUUUCAUCCCGGGAAUGAUCGGGCCCUUUCUCGGGGUGACGCUGGUCCCACAGAACGAGGUGAGGAACAUCAUGAUCCCCAUCUUCCAUGACAUGAUGGACUGGGAACAACGCAAGAACGGCAACUUCAAACAGGUUGAGGCAGAGCUGAUAGAUAAGCUGGACAGCCUGGUGUCUGAAGGCAAAGGAGAUGAAAACUAUAGAGAGCUUUUUGGUUUACUUAGCCAGCUUUUUGGGCCCUAUCCCAGUCUUUUGGAGAAGAUUGAGCAGGAGACCUGGCGUGAGACAGGCAUUUCUUUUGUUACCUCUGUCACUCGACUUAUGGAGAGACUGCUGGAUUACAGGGACUGUAUGAAGGGGGAUGAAACAGAAAACAAGAAGAUUGGUUGCACUGUCAACUUGCUAAACUUCUACAAGUCAGAGAUCAACAAGGAGGAGAUGUACAUCCGCUACAUUCACAAGCUGUGUGAUAUGCAUUUGCAGGCCGAGAACUACACAGAGGCUGCCUUCACGCUGCUGCUGUACUGGGAGCUGCUCCAGUGGGAAGACAGGCCCCUGCGUGAGUUCCUCCACUACCCAGCGCAGAGCGAGUGGCACCGCAAAGAGGCACUGUGCCGCAAGGUCAUCCACUACUUCAACAAGGGCAAGUGCUGGGAGUACGGUAUUCCUUUGUGUCGAGAGUUGGCCUUCCAGUAUGAAUCCCUAUAUGAUUACCAAAGCCUCAGCUGGAUACGGAAAAUGGAAGCGGCCUACUAUGACAACAUCAUGGAGCAGCAGAGGCUGGAGCCUGAGUUCUUCAGGGUCGGCUUUUAUGGUCGAAAAUUCCCCUUUUUCCUCAGGAAUAAAGAAUUUGUUUGCCGGGGGCAUGACUACGAGAGGUUGGAGGCUUUUCAGCAGAGAAUGCUGGGAGAGUUCCCGCAAGCCAUCGCCAUGCAGCACCCCAACCAACCUGAUGAGGCGAUUUUGCAGUGCGAUGCCCAGUACAUGCAGAUCUACGCAGUGUCUCCGGUGCCGGAGAAUGCGGAGGUUCUCCAGAUGGACCGCGUGCCCGACCGCAUCAAGAGCUUCUACCGUGUCAACAACGUCCGACUCUUCCGCCAUGACCGGCCCUUCCACAAGGGCCCCAAGGACAAGGAGAAUGAGUUCAAGAGCCUUUGGAUUGAGAGGACCACACUCACCCUCACACACUCUUUGCCAGGAAUAUCACGCUGGUUUGAAGUGGAGAAGAGAGAGCUGGUGGAGGUGAGUCCGCUGGAGAAUGCCAUUACCGUGGUGGAGAACAAGAACCAGGAGCUGCGCACGCUGAUUAGCCAGUACCAGCACAAGCAGCUCCAUGGCAACAUCAACCUGCUCAGCAUGUGCCUCAACGGUGUGAUCGACGCCGCCGUCAAUGGCGGGAUCGCCAGAUAUCAGGAGGCCUUCUUUGAUAAAGAGUACAUCGGUUCUCAUCCAGAGGAUGCUGAAAAGAUCACUCAGCUGAAAGAGCUCAUGCUGGACCAGGUUCAUAUCCUGGGCAUAGGACUGGCUGUUCACGAGAAGCUGGUGCACCCCGAAAUGCGUCCCUUGCACAAGAAGCUGAUCGACCAGUUCCAGAUGAUGAGUACUAGCUUGUGCCAUGGUCUGCCUGGCUUGGACAAGCUGGCUGUGACCUACUCUGGAACCAGCAACCCACGAGGCAUUCUGACCUCCCACAGUCCAAUAAGCCCAGAAGGCAUCAAACUCAUGCACAGACACAGCCCACUGACUCUGUCUGGCUCCCUCCGCCACUCCUCGUCGCCCUUCCUCUCCUCUCGCCCCUCCAGUGGUACCGGGAAUCUCCUCGUCCUUGCCGACGGCAUCCUGCUUGAACAUCCUGAGGACCUCUAUCGCAUGCAGGCCAGUCCCUCAACAUCCAGCCUAAGCUCCACGCACUCUGCACCGCCUCAGAUGAUCCACUCAGGCCCUGGAGCUGUCCGAGUUGGUUCGCCAUCGCUGCCUGACAAAUACAGACACAACCGCGACAUGCUGCUACUCCAGCCAGGCCAUCGAGACAGGCCCAGCAGCGCCAUGUACCCCAACGGUAUGGAGAAUGGACAGCAAACCAACCUGCAGAGGGCCUUAUUCCAUCAGGUCAUUGGUCCAUGCAAGCCAUGUAGUGACCCCAAUCUUUCUGUGGCUGAGAAAGUGCUGACGGCUCCUAGCAGCUGGAGUCUGGACAGUGGCACCAGGGACAGCCUUCCCUUCCUCUCCGCCCAUGUGGGAACUGUGGUGGCUCCUCCGGUGCCCCCUCGCAACUUUCCUCCUGGGCACUUCUCGAUGCACUUUGAUGCUUUCCACCACCAGGUCAGCGACCUCCCUCCAGCACUCCCUGUGCGCUCCUUACGAAAGUCACCCCUCCACCCAAUACCUGCGUCACCCACCAGUCUGCAGUCGGGCCUGGAUGGCAGUAACUCCACCCUGUCCGGGAGCGCCAGCAGUGGUGUCUCCUCCCUGAGCGAGAGCAAUUUCAUCCAGUCCGUCUCCGAGCCUCCAGCCCGGGUUGACAUGCUGGACUCGGCGCCCAGCAGCCAGGCCUGGACCACGGACACGGAGGAAAGUGAACCACCCUACCUCCCUGUGCGCUACAGCGUCUCUGAGCCCGAUGCUCUGGACAGCUUCAAGCCUGCCCCUUGCCGCAGCCUCUCUGCCCCCCUGUCCGUGGCCCCGGGACUCCCUCCAGACGGCCAGCACCACACCCACCACCAGACCAUCCACGUCGUCCACCCCCACUACCAUCACCAUGAGUUGGCCCCAGCCAUUCCCCCUAAGCCAUACUUGAGGGAGAGCUGCAUCCCUGAGGAAGACUCGAGGCCUGUGCCGAGACCCAUGCCUCGCAAGAUUUCCCAGCCAUUGCUCACCAACAAGGAGGAGCAGGCCAAGGUGUCCUGGGAGCACGGAGUCGGCGAGGAGUAGAAGCAGACUGAGGAGCCGAGCUGGCUGGUUAGCUAGGCUUGAAGCAUGGAAGUCUGAAACAAGCACCUGCUUUCGAAAUGUUCUCCUCUGGUUGCCACCAACUUUCUCUACUGUCCUGAGCACUUGUCAUGUUUCUAGGCUUCUCAACAUUGGUAAUAUCAUUACAUUGUGGGGAUAAGGAUGUUUACAGGGGAAUCUGAGUACAAAGUCAUGCCUGCACCCUUAACCCUCCACAUCAGAGAGGAUGUGUUGAUCGAGUAAACUGAAGAUUCUAUCGCUGACUGAUCAUGACUAUAAAGGUUGUAAAUGGUUCACAUAGAUGUUAAUGCUUGGCAGUACUAAAUGGAUGACUGCCUAUCAUGGAUAUAAGAACUACACUUUGCAGUUUACAGGAAUCCUACUGUUAGUUCCAUCAGCUGAGCUCACACGCUGAUGAAACUCUUAGAAAUAAGAGCAAUGAAUGUUCUUUUAAAAUACCUAAAUUAUAUAACAGGUGCAGAUUUUUUUUGUUUCAUUUAAAGACUUUGAACUGGCAGUACACAAAAAUGUUGAAUUAUUUGUGCAAAAACUACUGAUCUUAGAGCUAAUAUGACGAUGCUUUGUUGAGGAUCACUUAAUUUGUGGAAGAACUGAACUUGAGUACUUAGCUAUGGGACAAAACAGAUCUCUUCAAAUAAGUGAAAUUUUAUUUAAAACUCUGACAUAUUAGGCUUACUUAGUGGUUUGGGUGAAAUCUUUGGAUGGUGUUUUACAUUCACCACCACAUUACUGUAUUUAAAGACUGAUGAACUGUUUGUCAUAAGUGUCUUGAUAUCUCUCUGUCAGUUAAAAAGUAAAAAGCUCAUUUAUCCUCCCAUAGCGUUUAUAGGGCUUUCCGGGUUGAGAGCCUUCAAUAUUGAUGUCAAAACUGCUGCUAAUACCAAUGCAGUACGUUUACUAUUAGUAUUAAGAGUCACCGAUCGGAGAGCUGAGGUAGGGAAUUCCACACAGUCUGCUGCUUCUCCUGAGAGGCAGUACACACACUUGGCAGUGAGAGGCUUGUGCACUUUUGCUAAGUUUCAUUACGUACGCCUUAUUAUUGCACCACGAAAGGCAAAUCAGCCAAGCACUAUUUUCCUCUCCCAUGAACGCCAAAGUAGUCAUGCAGCUGUGAUAGGAAAGCCAUUUCCCAGAUGCCUCCUAGCAGCGCAGUUGCUUUUUUGACCCCGGCAGGUCUGUGGUUUGUUUUCCCUCCCAUUGAGUUGGCCAUUUUCAUAAGGAAGAAUAUAUUUUUAGAUAGAGAAAAUACAAAUUCCCUAACUUUAUCUAAUAAAAUUGUAUAGUAAAAAUAAGAAAUACAAACUUAUAUAAUGAUACAAAGAGGCUGGGUGAGUACCUUUGAAUAAUGUACGAUGUUAUAUGCAAGUUAAGGGAUUUUGAAGACCCUUUUAGCUGCUAAAGUAUGUGCAAUUGCUUCCUGAUGGGUAUAUGAUGUAGUGUAUGUUGGGAUUUCCAGACUGGAAGAUGUACGAUAGAAUUUGAUAAGCUGAGAUUUUUAUACAGUUCUGCAUGUUUUCUUUGUUAUUGCGGGAAUACAUUGAUGAAAUAAAUGACUGGAACACCCCAUUUCAUUUACUUAAAAUCAGAACGCGCCUGUGGAGUACUGCAAAUUUUCUUCACAAUCAACUCAUGUUAAAGGAUAAAUGUGUCAUAUUUCCACGUGUACUUUAAUAAAACUGUCAUCUGUACUUGCACAUAGCACAAUUUCACCUACAGCUUUAGAAAUCCUGCUCUCCCUUCAGCCCCUCGCUUGUUUUAAAUACAGUCCAAUGGGUCAAAAGGUUAAAGCUUGCAGAAACCUCUCUUUUUGAAACAGGACAAUCACAAUAAAGUUGUCUUUGUAUGAUUUAUGAAUAUGCAGAACAUACUGAAUAGCAACAGGCCUUAAUACCCCAUUUUAAACCUCUUCUAUAAAAUUGUAUAAAAAGCAUAACCGUUAUGACCUUUGUUUAGGUAGAACACCGAAGACAUGUGGGACUAUGCAACAACUUUAAAAUGGCAAGGGUUGGAAAUAGCAAAUCUACACUUUAAUUUGACCUUAUCUGACCCCACCCAUUGUGAAUUAUUGCUUUCUGCAUAUCCAAGAUCCUAAAAUUGUGGCACAACCUCCAUUUCAUCUAGAAUUUUUUUUCCUCAUCAUAUCAUUUUGAUGUCCUUGGUAUUCAGACCCAUAUUGUUAUAGUCUUGCUGUAUUACUGCAUUUUCAUACAUUUUUUUCAUGUCAUACUUAUCUUAGUCUAUUUACACAACUGCAGUGCUUACAACACCACAGGAUAUUAAAGAUUAGGUCCAUGGAACUUUGCAUAUGUAGUAUUAGACUUUUAUUACAUAUGAUGCCUUGAAUUGUGCUAUCAAAACUUUGUUCCACUUAGAUAAACUAUCAAAUUAAAAAUGGUCUAUGUUGAUCAUUUGUAAUACAUAAAAAUGUACUUGGGUCUGAAUCUUUUUGCAAGCAGCUGUAUAUAUUGAAGCUACCUGCAAAACAUGUAAUCAGUGUUUUAAGGUAAUCACUAUUAAUACUUUAAUUUUUCAUUUGAGUUUCCUUUUCACAGUUUUGGGCAUUUGUAGAUGAAUAAGUUUAUGUGAUGAUCAUUGAUUUUGCUGAUAUAAUUAUAGACCGCAAUUUUUAAUUUUACACCAAAAGUUUUAAUUUUGUCUGUAUGUCCCUUUCAGUGUGCAUAGAAAAGCCAACUAGUCGGGAUGUAGUGCAUGUCACUUUAUCUAGAAGAUCUAUUUUGGAGUUGAAAAGUAAUUUUUUAUUGACAUCUCACUAAUAGCAGAUGAUAUAGAUAUGAUAGAGAAUGCACAUGACAUAUACAAUAUAUUUGCCCUCUGUUAUACUUGAAAGAUAUCAAACGCAAUCAUGCUGUCUUGAAUCACACACUUUAUUUCUGUCUGUGUAAUAUGAACUUUGUCUUCUUAAUAGUGCAAACAUUUGCUGAGAGGAAGGUAAUUGAAUAAAUAAUAGUGUGUUAGUGGUUGCAGAGCACAUUUUUGAAGGGAAUAUUUUGAAAGUAGUUAGCAGUGGUGGAAGACUCAAUGAAACAUAGUCAUUUUAAGUCCUGAUGUAUUAAAAGUAGCAUUUAAACUUCAUAUACCUUAGCAUAACCUUUCAUAUACCACCCAUAUUUUAAUCCAUCUUUCUCAGUCAAAUAUGAACACGAGAAGAGUCAAGUGAUAACUGGAUGGUGUAGUGAAAUAAUGUCAUGUCUUUUUUUUUCUUUUUUUUUUAAAAGCAUUUUUUUUGUACAAAUAUUCAUUUUAAUUUAUCAAAUUUCCAAGCUAUUCUCAUUUAGAUUUGCUUUUAGGAAUCAAGUAGGAUAUUAAAAUGUUUUAUGCUAAUAUAUGUGUUUGUUAGUAUUUUGAAUGAUAAGGGAUCAAAGGUAUUUGGGAAAUUUUUUCACAGACACUGUGACGAGACAAAAAGUGAUACAGAACUGGCCAAAAUUGUGGGUUAGAGUUUCACCUAAAAGGUAUUCAUAUUUGAUUAUUGGAACAAUUUCUAUUAUGAUUUUAAUCUAUAACUAUUUAAGAACACAUUAUCUGUGAAUGUGCAUGUAUGUGUGUGUCUUUUAUUGGUUUCGUUUUUCUUUUUUGCUUUGCAUAUAUGCAGGGGAAAAAGAAACAGUAUUACAUUCAAAACUCAUUAAUCACAAAAUUAUAGCUAUAGAUGUACAUAUUUUACUCAUCUGAUGUCUUGGCAGAGUAGAACUUGUAUUUUGAAAUGUUGAUUUGGCUGGGGUUUUUUUUUUUAGAUUGAAGGCCUUUGUUCUUACAUGAGGAGGAUUGGGGAGAAUAUGGAGAAUGUGUUCACCUUCUCUUUCUUUCCCCACAUGGGUUUGAAAUGCAUCAGAUAAAUUGUUUGGAACACAGAGUGCAGAAUAUCAGAAUAUGUGGGCCAAGUAACAUACAGUUACAUUGUUACACUUUUACAUUGUACACUGUAUUGAUCACUUAAGAGUUCAGAGUCCCUUGACCUGUAUGUUUAUAAUGCGUUUUUGAAGAGAGCAAGACGAUGGCUACUGCUGUAAUGUUGAAAGAAAAAUGCCAGUGUGUUGAUAGGAAUUCCAUAGCUCAAUUAAAAGAAGAACAAAGAAAAAAACAUCUUUGUACAGACAAAGAUCUUUAGAAAGAAUGGAACUAAACACUUUGGAAAGCAUUACAACUCUUAUGUCAAUAUAUCUAUCUUUAUGUAUAUAUUCCUUCAUAAGCUGUGUAUUUAUACGGUUAAGAAGGGUAAAUCAUGUAUAGAUUGGGAAUAAUUGUCUGCCUUGUACUCUCGGAUGUAAAUGUGUUUUUAAAACUAAAAUGCAAACUGGAAAGAGUGACUCUUUCAGUGACCUAAUCACUACAGUUAUUUUGUGUAUUUUGCAUCGAAAAGGAACAAAUUAUGAUAAAUUAGAGAUUAAAAGCCUUUGUACAAGUAUUCUCCAAGUAAUUUCUUUGUAUAUAUUGUGCUGGCAUGGACAAAAUGUGACGUGAACUUUAGAUGUAAAUACAUUUUUUCCUACUCACUUAACUGCUGUGAUGUGAAAUUCAUUAAUAAUGCCUAACAUUAAAGAUAAUGUUUUAUGGA